AUGGAUGUAUGCGCUCGAUAUCCUGAGGUGGCCGUCGUCGACUUCACUUCCUCGUGGCGCGACGGGCACGCGUUCAACGUGUUGUUGCACAACUUCGACCACAAGCUCGUCAAAAUGGCGGAGAUUGCCGACAUGUCGGCGCUCGAACGGCUUGAGCACGCUUUUGCGGCGGCCGAACGACUGGGGGUUCCGAGGCUGUUGACGGGGAAAGACCUCCACAGCGAAUAUCUGGACAGCCGCUCGGUGGUCGUCUAUUUAAUGUCCCUAUAUCUUUCUCUACUCGCACAUUCUGAUCGAUCUGAGAGGCAUACUACUACUACCAUUCUGCCGCAC
Mesorhabditis spiculigera is the source of this 333-nucleotide messenger RNA. The record is from the annotation of a GenBank genome assembly. NCBI's taxonomy places the organism in Eukaryota, Metazoa, Nematoda, Chromadorea, Rhabditida, Rhabditidae.